AGCUAGAGACUCCCGGCACAGAAGGCUCCCCUCCACAGCUUUGACCCUCCCUGGGAAUUGAACCCAGCUCGCCUGCUGUUGUUGCUGAGAUGGCUGAGGAAGUGAUUGUGCCCGUUUAUGCCUCCGGGAUUUCGGCGCAGCUGCAGAAGCAACGUGACCAAGAGCUGGGUGUUGGGAAACACGAAAAUGCAGUUAAAUUUCUGGGACAAGAUUAUGACCGGAUUCUCCACGAGUGCCUGCAAAACAGGACCCUCUUUAAGGACGACACUUUCCCACCCUCUGCUUACUCUCUGGGCUUUAAGGAGCUCGGCCCAAACUCAUCCAAAACCUAUGGAGUAAAAUGGGUUCGGCCUUCGCAACUCGUCUCCAACCCACAGUUUAUUGUCGAUGGUGCCACAAGAACAGACAUCUGUCAGGGAGCCUUGGGUGACUGUUGGCUCCUCGCUGCUAUCGCCUCCCUCACAUUAAAUGAUACAAUCCUGCACCGUGUAGUACCACAUGGCCAGAGCUUUCAGGAUAAUUACGCUGGUGUCUUUCAUUUUCAGCUGUGGCAGUUUGGCGAGUGGGUCGAUGUGGUUAUCGAUGAUUACCUCCCUGUUAAAGAUGGAAAACUUGUGUUUGUGCAUUCGGCUUCCGGGAAUGAAUUCUGGAGUGCCUUGCUGGAGAAGGCCUAUGCCAAGGCCAAUGGUUGCUAUGAGGCUCUUUCUGGAGGCAGCACAUCAGAAGGUUUUGAGGAUUUUACAGGAGGUGUUACUGAGUGGUAUGAGAUGAAGAAAGCACCAAAAGAUUUAUUUAGCAUUAUCAUGAAGGCUGUGGAGAGAGGUUCCCUCAUGGGCUGUUCCAUUGAUAUCACUAGUGCCACUGAUAUGGAAGCUGUAACAUUCAAGAAGCUUGUAAAAGGCCAUGCAUACUCUGUUACUGGAGCCAAAGAGAUCAACUUCAGGGGUCGGAGCCAAAAGCUGAUUCGAAUGAGAAAUCCAUGGGGUGAGGUGGAGUGGACAGGUGCUUGGAGUGAUAAUUCAUCUGAAUGGAAUUCUGUGGAUGCAGCAGACAGUCAAGACUUGAGAAUAAAAAUGGAGGAUGGAGAAUUUUGGAUGGCUUUUGAGGACUUCCUUCGUGAAUUUUCUCGCCUUGAGAUCUGUAACCUCACACCCGAUGCACUCACUGCCCGCAAAUACCGCAAGUGGAACACAACCGUCUUUAAUGGGAACUGGAGGAAAGGUAGCACAGCUGGCGGAUGCAGAAAUUUCCCUGCCACAUUCUGGAUUAACCCACAGUUCAAGAUAAAAUUGGACGAGGAGGAUGAUGAUGAUGACUUCGGCUCAGAAAAAGGUUGCACAUUCCUGCUUGCACUUAUGCAAAAGGACAAACGCAAAGAGAGGCGCUUUGGGAAAGAUAUGGAGACCAUUGGAUUUGCAGUCUAUGAGGUUCCUUCUCAGUUUCAUGGACAGUCUGGUGUGCACCUAAAGCGGGACUUCUUCUUACAAAACGCCUCCCGUGCUCGCUCCGAGCAGUUCAUAAACCUGCGAGAAGUCAGCACCCGCCACAAACUGCCCCCCGGAGAAUACAUUGUGGUCCCUUCUACCUUCGAACCUAAUGUGGAAGGAGACUUUGUUGUUCGAUUCUUUUCUGAAAACAAGCAUGGCUCUGUUGAGAUGGAUGAUCCAUUAUCUGCUGACCUACCUCCUGAGGAAGUACUGAGUGAGGCUGAAAUCGAUCAAGGGUUCAAGAACCUUUUCAAGCAGCUGGCUGGUGCUGAUAAUGAAAUCAGUGCUACGGAGUUACAGUCCAUUUUAAAUAAAAUUAUGUCAAAACAUAAAGACCUUCGCACAUCGGGAUUUAGUUUGGAGUCGUGCCGCAGCAUGGUGAACCUGAUGGAUAAAGAUGGGAAUGGGAAAUUGGGACUGGUGGAGUUCAAUGUUCUGUGGAAUAAAAUUAAAAAUUACUUGACAGUAUUCCGAAAGUUUGACAUGGAUAAAUCUGGAAGUAUGAGUGCCUAUGAGAUGCGUUUAGCUGUGGAGUCUGCAGGUUUCAAGUUAACCAACAGUCUGCAUCAGCUCAUCAUCACCAGAUACUCAGAGCCUGAUAUGGCUGUGAAUUUUGAUAGCUUCACAUGCUGUCUCAUCAGACUGGAGACUAUGUUCCGUUUUUUCCAGGGUAUGGACACAGAGAAGAAAGGAGUGAUUCAUUUUGACAUUUUUAAAUGGCUCCAAAUGACAAUGUUCGCAUAGAAAAAUCCCAAUUCUGCAUGGGUUGGGUCCCCCAACGCUCCUGUGACUUUCUGCGAGUGCCUUUCAACUGCUGCUGCUGCUGCUACUGCUGCUGCUGUGGUGCCAAAGCAAUACUAUAAGGAUUUCUCUAUCUGCACUCUCAGGCAUCUGCUCCCACGUGGUAUCUGUUUUAUCACUCUCACAUCCCCUAUCAUUCCCCUUUCUCUACCCUACCAACCAGUAAGACUGCUCUUCUCUCACCUCUGUAGUUAGCGUGCAAAGAUAAUCUAUCCUCUUGUCACCAAAAUGUAUUUUGGGGAUACAAAUAUGCCUCUUUAGGUCAUGCCUGUGACCCAGAUAUCUGUAGUUACUCUUAUAGUGUCAUUUUGUACUGGAUUUUAGAUGCCAAAAAUAAAGGCUCAUUCUGUAAUGUG
Messenger RNA from Xenopus tropicalis (tropical clawed frog), 2644 nucleotides. RefSeq names its product calpain 1, (mu/I) large subunit (gene capn1). Gene Ontology annotation, molecular function: peptidase activity; cysteine-type peptidase activity; calcium ion binding. Gene Ontology annotation, cellular component: cytoplasm; plasma membrane. Gene Ontology annotation, biological process: proteolysis. The record is from RefSeq and is marked provisional. NCBI's taxonomy places the organism in Eukaryota, Metazoa, Chordata, Amphibia, Anura, Pipidae.